Molecule: messenger RNA, 2498 nt
Organism: Asparagus officinalis (garden asparagus)
Lineage: Eukaryota; Viridiplantae; Streptophyta; Magnoliopsida; Asparagales; Asparagaceae
Product: cyclin-D-binding Myb-like transcription factor 1
Exons: 11
Coding region: 695-2122 (475 amino acids)
Source: RefSeq, a predicted model, not a curated record
AGUCUUCUUUCCAGAUCGCAACCCGCCUCGGACUCCAAGCCUCCUCCGAGCUCCACCUCCGCCUCCGCCUCCGCCUCCGCCUCUUCGCGGCUCAACUCUUCAAGAAGUCCGACUCUCUAGCAUCCGAGGCCUCAAAGGCUGUCGCCAGGGUCACGGGCAAGCCUGAACAAUUAUCGGAUCGAGAGUCCUCAAAAAUUUCCCGCUCACUGUCUCAGAUACUUGAUUGAGAGUCCUCCAUAAUUUACAAACCCUAAUUGUCAUCUCCUUUCUAUCAUCAAUGAUCGAUAGUCCCCGACCAUGAUCGGUGAUCUCUGCAAUGACGACGCCCUCCAUGUGCUUGACCGCAGCAAACACUAAAUCCUUGGUCCCUUCACAUCAUCGACGACGAGAUCUCCCUCGGCAAACCCUAAAUCCUCAAUCUCUUCACAUCGUCGACGAAGACCACUCUCUCUGCAAACCCUAAGUCCUCGAUCCCUUCACAUCAUCGACGACGACCUCUCCCUGCAAACCCUAAGUUCUUGAUCCCUUCACAUCGUCGACGGCGACCUCUCCCUCUGCAAAUUGGCAAUCUUUGCAAACACCAAGUCUUCACAUACUUCAUAUCUUCGACAACGACCUCUCCCUCUACAAAUUGACGACCUUCGCAAACCCGAAUUCUUCAGCCCCUUCAUAUCAUUGACGAGGUACAGAGAGUAUGGAAUUGAUAGACAAGGAGAAGAGGAGGAGGAAAAAGAAGAGAGAUAAAGAGGAAGAUGACAAUAAAGAGAGUACAAGCGUUGAUCAAGAAGGCGAAAAGAUUGGUUUUUUAUCACUAGAGUCUAGUGAGAAAUCCACUACUGCAGGAGAUAUAGGAUGUUAUCAAAGCGAAGAGUGCGAUGGUUCAGUUAUUGGUAAUAAGAAGAGAAAAGGGGAAGUCAGCAUUGAAGCAGGAACUGAUAAGAAGAAGAGGAAGAAAAAUGAGCAGAAGGAUGGAGCAAGUGACAGGGCGAAGCCCUCAUCAGGAAAAUCUAAGAAAGCUACUAAGGAUAAGGUUGGAAAAGAGACAGAGGAACCUACUUCGGCGAUGAAGAAGAAAGUGGCAUCUCAGCCAGAGGAAAAUUCAAAAUUGAAGAGGGUUAGUUUUUCCGGCGACAUAGAGGUAUUUCCGCCCAAGGUUAACUCUGACGGUGAAGAAGAAGAAUAUGAUGAGGACAACUUGGUCCGCGGGAAAAGAUUCACCGAGGCAGAAGAUCAGUUGAUCAAAGAUUCUGUUUACAAUUACAUAAAGACAAAUCAGUUAGGAGAGAAAGGCUUGGAAAUGGUACUCAAUUGCAGAAAAUAUAAAGAAGUGAGAGGUUGCUGGAAGGAAAUCAGUGCUGCCAUACCUUAUAGACCUCUUGUAGCGGUGUAUUGUCGAGGGCGUUCUUUAUUUGAGAGGAGCGAAGAGCGUGGUUUCACUGAAGAAGAGAAUGAAAUUAUUAGAAAGUUUCAUGCAGAAUAUGGAUCAGACUGGAAGAAGCUGUCAGGAAUUCUCGGGAAGCAAAGGAUCCAUAUAAAAGAUGCUUGGCGAAGGAUAAGACUGCCAAAUAGAAAAAAAGGGCGGUGGUCUCAGGAUGAGUACCAGUCUUUAUUUGAUUUGGUGAACUUGAAUUUGCGGAUGAAAGCCUUUGAAGAAAAGAAAUCUACUAAUAACAUGAUUAGAGAAGGUAUAUCUUGGGAAGCAAUCAGUGACAAUAUUUCUACAAGAACAAUGUCAGGUUGCUGCCAUAAAUGGUAUGACCAGCUAACAUCACCCUUGGUCCAACAAGGUUUAUGGGCUGAUACAGAUGAUUAUCUUCUACUGGAUGCUCUUCAGAAGCAAGAAGCUUGCACUGUAGAAGAUGUUGACUGGGACAAUCUUGUUGAUGGACGGCCUGGAGAAGUUUGCGAAAGAAGGUGGGUAGAAAUGGUAAGACAUAUUGGUGGAUAUCGGGAGAGGCCAUUCAUCGAACAACUUGAUGUUCUCAGCAAGCGUUUCUGUGGAGAUAUGCUCGAAUAUAGAUUUAAGCAACAUGAGAAGGAAGAGGAAGGGACAGAGAGAGAGAAAGAGAAAGGGAAAAAGAAAGGGAACGGCAAAGAGAAAGUGAUUUUAAUUUUCUUAUAAUUAUGUAUAACCUUUGAAAUGCAUUCUACUUUGCAUCAUUCUGGACUUCUGGUUGAUGCCUCUCAGUCUAAACAGCAAGCCAAAAGACUGGAUUGUGUAUGAGAUCGUUGCUGGCUCUUGUACUGUUUCGUCUCAGAGUUUAUUUUGGGUGGGUUUUCUCUUAAUUUUUUUAUUUACAGUUGUAGCUGGAAUUAUAGUUUUCUUUGUUAGGGUUUCAAUAGAAAUUUUCUUGGGUGUAAAUUUGGUUAGUUUGUAAUUGAGGCAUAUAUUCAGCUACCUUACAUUAGUACUAACUCAUUCAAAUGGGGGUUUUGGCUUGCGAUCUGAUGUGAUUGCCUUGAGUUAUAUUUGGUGGUAUUUACCAUCAAUUAUUAAA